Molecule: messenger RNA, 1686 nt
Organism: Ophidiomyces ophidiicola
Lineage: Eukaryota; Fungi; Ascomycota; Eurotiomycetes; Onygenales; Onygenaceae
Exons: 3
Coding region: 1-1686 (561 amino acids)
Cellular component (GO): mitochondrion
Source: RefSeq, a predicted model, not a curated record
AUGGGGGUUCUGAAAAACAUUCUCGCGCCAAGUCGCAGCGCCAGCAGAGCAAGGGCGAGUCUUGGCCGUAAUUACAAUUUAUUCGAGUACACCAAAGGCCGGUUUUUGUUUAAUGAGGAACUACGCCGCAAUGAGCGUCGGAUAAACUUCAAUCCUGAUGCGCUUGCCGCGACAAUCUGCCAUUCUGUCAACCGUUCUGUUUCGGAGCUGAUAUCAUUCGAAAAACUAGCCGAGGGCGGAUUCAAUAGAGUGUUCGAGGCAACUUUCACAGAUGGUUAUGCUGUCCUCGCCCGACUUCCGUUCCGUAUUACCUCUCCCAUCCGUUAUGCAGUUGCAAGCGAAGCAGCCACUCUUGGCUUUCUGCGUGCCAAUUCUCUGCCUGUCCCGAAAGUACUGGCUUAUUCAUGUGACAAUACAAAUCCUGUUGGGGCAGAGUACCUUAUUUUGGAGAAAAUUGAGGGAAAGCCAUUAAGCGAUCAGUGGUUUACAAUGGACACGAAAAUAUGUGUUAAAAUAAUGAGACAGAUAGUGGAGCUUGAGGCACGCUUUAUGAGCCUUUCGUUUCCUGCUAGCGGCAGUCUGUAUUACCAAAGAGACUUGAAUCCAUGUGAUAGGAUACAUUCAAUAGAAGGCGGCCCAGGAGAUACCGAUCAAUUUGUGGUUGGACCGACUGCUCAACACGCAUGGUGGUAUCGAGAACGAGCGCGGCUGGAUGUGGACAGGGGACCGUGGACAAGCUUCCUGGAAUGCACUCAGGCUCCAGCCAAACGUGAAAUACAGUUCUGCAAUCAAUAUGGAAAACCGCGACUUCAUGUUGAACGCUAUUUGCGGGAGCUACAAGAAUUCAGGACCUUAUCGCCUAAAGAUCAUGCGCUGCGGCUUUUUGAAUACCUUCAGUUGACAUUGCACCUAGAUUUACCAUCAACAAACCCUUUUGCCCGACCUCUUUUGCGUCAUCCUGACUUUUCACUUAGUAAUAUUUUGAUAAACCCUUCUGAUAACACGAUAGCUGGAGUCAUUGACUGGCAGCAUGCAACAGUUCUGCCCCUCUGUCUCUGUGCUGGGAUCCCCAGGUACUUUCAGAACUGGGGUGACUCGAAAUCAGAGGCCCUAGCAAAGCCUGAAACAAAACUACCCGAUGGUUUUGACGAUCUUCCCGAACAGGAGCAGGAUGUUGUGCAAGAAACUAUGCGCAAACGUCUUGUACACUUUUAUUACGCUGCAUAUACCAUGCGCAAGAUGCCUGAUCACUUUGAUGCAUUGCGCGAUCAUAAUGCAAUACUUCGAGCAAAACUAUUUGAUAGAGCCAGUGCACCUUGGGAAGGCGAUUCUCUGUCACUAAAGCAUACUAUACUUCAAGUACAGCAAAACUGGCCGAUGCGACUCACUUCUCACCCGCCAGUUCAGGCGGAUGGAGACUGUCCAGUAAAGUAUUCUCAAGAGGAGAGAUAUCAGUGUGUCAAAGAGCAUGAGAAAGAAGAAGAAAAACUACAAGAACUUUCUGAGAUGCGGGAAAUGAUUGGCAUUGACCAACUAGGCUGGGUUCCUGAUGAUGACCAUUUAGAGAAGGCAAGGGAUGUGGCUAGGAUGAUUAAACAGGGACUAUUAGAGCACUCAAGCACCGAAAUUGAGAGGCUUGCCAUUUUGAAUCACUUUCCAUUUGAUGAUCAUGACGAAGAGGAAUGA